This is a messenger RNA of Diceros bicornis minor, 3934 nucleotides long. It is a transcript of the gene ZMAT1, whose product is annotated as zinc finger matrin-type 1. The record is from RefSeq and is a predicted model, not a curated record. Gene Ontology annotation, molecular function: zinc ion binding; nucleic acid binding. NCBI's taxonomy places the organism in Eukaryota, Metazoa, Chordata, Mammalia, Perissodactyla, Rhinocerotidae. The coding region runs from base 2150 to 3565 and encodes 471 amino acids. The transcript has 3 exons.
UGUUCAUUACUCCUUCCUUCUUGAAGCUCUGUUCUUUGUCAUAUAUAACUCCUUAUGCUCUGGUUCUUCUGCUGUGUUUCUAUUUCUUUUCUGUUUUAUUUGGGGGCUCUUUUUUUUAAUUCAUUACCUAAAUGUAGGUGUCCCCAUGGUUCAAUUCUUGACCUUACUCUACAAACAUAAUCUAAUCUAUUCCCCUGAUUUCAUCUCUCGUCUGUAUGCUCAUGACCUUUCUGUCAAGCUUUAGACUCAUAUAUCCAAAUGGCAGCUACUGCUUCACCUGGAUACCUCAUAGCCAUUUCAAAUCCACACAGUCGUUCAAAGUAGAAACCUGUAGUUAACUGUGAAUCCGCCAACACCAGCGUCUUCACAUUCUAUAUCUAAUGAGGCACCAAGCCAUGACUAUUUUACCUCCUGAAUAUUACUGUUCCCUUGUCUCCAGCCCUGCUCUUCCCACAAUAGUCAGACCCUCAACAUCUUUCCUAGAGCUUUGCUACUCAAAAGUGUGGCUUGUGGCCAGUAUCAUCCGCAUCACUUGGCAGCUUUUUAGAAAAAACAAUCUCAGGCCUCACUGUAGACUACUGAAUCAGAAUCUGCAUUUUAACAAGAUCCCUAGGUGAUUUGUACUCACAAUAAGUUUUGAGAAGCAUCGUUCUAGAAUAUUGUCACAACUUGCUAACUACUCUGUCUGCCAUCAGUUUUGUCUCCCCACAACCACCCUCAAUUUAAUCACUAGAGUGUUUCACCUAAAGUGCAUAUCUUUCCAUGUCAUUCCCCUGGUUAAAAAUCCUUAAUUGUUUCUCUGUUUUCUAAGGAUAACAUCUAAGCUUCAUAGCUCUUUGCCAUCUUGUCCCUGCCUACCUUCUCCAGGCUUAUCCCCUGCUACUUCCUGCUAUGAUCUAUGUAGGUCAGAACCUGCAAACUGCUUAUGGUUUCCAGAUACCGUUGCCCUAUUUUUUGCCUCUGUGCCCUUGUUCAUGCUGCCAUUUUGCCUGGAACAUCUCCAUGUCCCUCUUCUCUUGGCUAACUCCUACUCAUUCUUUAACAUUCUACUUUCCUGGAAGCCUUUUCACUUCCCACAAGGCUUAUCUUCUGUGCUUCCUUAACCUGCAAAUCUAAUUAUCUCUCCAUGUGUCUUUAUCUCCCAUUAGAAUGUAAGGUCUUUCAGGGAAGGGACUUCAUCUAACUCAUCUAUAUUUCCAGUGCUAGAGAUAGAAACUGGCACAGAAAAGGCCUACCUCAAUAGAGAUUAGUUUAAUAUAUGAAUUAGCUAACUAUUGAUCCUUAUAUAUUGAUUGCUAACCCUGUAUUUGUACUAUUUAAGUUUGCUACUGAAUGUGAUUCAACAUAUCCCCCAAAGUUACAUAGAGAUCUAUGUUUUUAUCUAGGGUUUUAAAGAAUAUUGAUUUAGGCAAGUGUAGAAAUAGGAGUGAUAGGAUUUCUGAAAGUAGUGGAUGUUUGGAGAAAUGACAGACUUCCACUUGUUGGGGUAUUUUUCCUAUUGCUGGGCUGAGGUUAUCUGGAAUAAGUGGCUUCUAGUUUAGUGGCCUUAGGUAAAUUGGAACUGAUUCAGCUAUGAAAAGUGCAUGCACUUUGGUCACUUCUGAAAGGAGGGUCAUUUUAGCACUCUGAAGUUUCAAGGUUAUUAGAAUGAGAGAAUGAGGAUUUUGGUGAAAUUUUCAUCUGGCCAGGGAGGGGGGGCUGAUCAUCAGCAUAAUUUAAUCCAGUCAUUGAAGUCAUUUUACACUAGCUUCUGAAGCUAGAGCUCAAAGAAUAGAUUUUCAUCUCUGCCUUGACUAUUCCAUUUUCAGAACAGUAAACAUUUAUGAAUUAAAAAAUAGCUGAAGAAUUUAAAUUAGCUAAUGAGAAUUUCAAAGAACAGUAACAGCAGAAUUCCAUAUUAUAAGUGAGCAAGUGGUGAAACAAAAACAGUUUAACAUGUGCCACUUUACUUCACUCUUCACCCAUUUUCUCCCUUCUUUCUGUCUCUGCCUUCUUUUCCAUCUGCUAUUGUUUAUAUAUGUUUCUACUAUAUCUAAUCUCUUUCUCUUUUUCUUCAUCAUUCUCACUGCUUUCUUCAUGUCCCACAUCCAGCCCAGAUCUUAUUAGCACAGGAAUGGCUACCAUAACGAUAUGGAACUAAACAUUUAGUAUGAGAACAUACGUUUGUCAUAUUUGUAAUAUCACCUUUACAUCUUUAGAAAUGUUCCGGUCUCAUAUGCAAGGAAGUGAACAUCAAAUUAGAGAAUCUGUUGUUAUUAAUCUAGUGAAGAAUUCAAAGAAGACACAAGACUCUUACCAAGAUGAAAGUGCAGAUUAUAUCAACGUGCAGAAAGCCAGAGCACCAGAGCCCAAGACAUGUUUCAGAAAGAGGGAAGAGAGUUUUUUGGAAACCCGUGGGUACAGAGAAGUGGUUGAUUUCAGACCCACACAUAGAAUGUUUGAAGAAAGGCUCCCAUGUGAUACUUUCCAGACAUACCCAAGAUCAUACAAUAUUUCACAAACAGUGGAAAACCAGUUACCUCAUUGCUUACCAGCUCAUUCAAAGAAGACAUAUGACUCUUUUCAAGAUGAACUGGAUGAUUACAUCAAAGUGCAGAAAGCCAGAGGACUAGAUCCAAAGACUUGUUUUAGAAAGAUAAGAGAGAAUUCUAUGGAAACAUGUGAGUACAGAGAAGUUGAUUCUGGACCCAGACAAAGAAUGAUUGAGCCAAGAUUUUCAUUUGAUACUUCCCAGACCUACCAACAACCAUACAGUAUUUCACCAGUGGAAAGCCAGUUACAUCAUUGGUUACCAGCUCAUUCAAAAAGGACAUUUGACCCUUUCCAAGAUGAACUUGAAGAUUACAUCAAAGUGCAGAAAGCCAGAGGGCUAGAGCCAAAGACUUGUUUCAGAAAUAUAAAUGAUAGCUCUAUGGAAACCCUUAAGUACAGAGAAAUGGUUGAUUUCAGACCCAGACAUAGAAUGUUUGAGCAAAGAUUCCCAUUUGAGACUUUCCAGACCUACCCAGGAUCAUACAAUAUUUCACAAGCAGUGGAAAACCAGUUACCUCAUUGCUUACCAGCUCAUGACAGCAAACAGAGACUAGACUCUAUGACCUACUGUCAAUUGACCAGAGACUGUUUCCCAGAAAAACCAGUACCUCUGAGCCUUAGUCAGCAAGAAAAUAACUCUGGCCCAUACAGUGUAGAAUCUGAAGUUUACAAGCACCUCUCAUCAGAAAACAAUACCAGUGACCAUCAAGCAGGUCAUAAACGGAAACAUCAGAAGAGAAGAAGGCACCUGGAGGAAGGCGAAGAAAGGCCAGAGAAGGAACAGUCCAAGCAUAAAAGGAAAAAGAGUUAUGAAGAUACAGAUCUAGACAAGGAGAAGAGCAUCCGGCAAAGGAAAAGAGAGGGAGAUAAAGUCAGUGUCAGUUCAGGAAAGCUUAAGCAUCGAAAAAAGAAAAAAAGCCACGGUGUACCCUCUGAGAAAGAAGAACGUAAACACAGGAAAGAGAAAAAGAAAUCUGUUGAAGAAAAGACGGAAGAGGAAAUGCUUUGGGAUGAGUCUAUUCUUGGAUUUUGAACUUUUUGUUUUGUUUUCUCGAGGAUGAAUUGAAGAAAUCGGUUAAGAAUAUGGAUUUAGAUAAAGACAGGAACAUCCAGUGAAGAAAAGGAGAGGUAGAUACAGUCAGUUCAGGAAAGCUUAGUGUUUUCGUAAAAAUUGAAAUUGAAUUGAAAGAAGAAACAAACAAACUUAAGCCUAGCCUCUGAGAAAGAAGAACAUAAGAACACAAGAACAUAGGAGAAAAGAAACCUGUUGAAGAAAAAACAGAGGAGUCAAUGCUUUGGGAUGAGUGUGUUCUAGGAAUUUGAACUUUUAGUUUUGUUUACCUGAGUAUCAGUUGAAGAAAUCAGUGAAGAAAAUGGAUUUAGCAAAAACAAGAGCAUCUGA